UAUUGGGGGCGGUGUUGAGGAUGAGGCGGUUCAGCGCUCUCUCUCUCUCUCUCUGUAGCGCAAUUCUAUAUGUAUACUUGCAUGGAUUAUCCACCUUGUUAGCUGUUGCUCCUCCCAAUAAUUUCACAUAUAAAAACCCAAAUGGCUCUUUAUCUCAUGCUUUGUGCUACAGGGAGCCUAAAGAGUGAUUCUUCUUAACCUACGCCCCUCGCUUUUCCCCCUUCUCCUUUUCCUUUUCAGUUUCCUCCCUUUUAUUGAUUUUUAAUGGAAUCCACGUCAGGGAAUGAACGGCUAGAGAGCCCAGAUCAGUCUUCUCAUGCUGUGCUUGUCUGUAAGUACUCUAACUGGUCUUUAGUUUUCUUGCUUUGUUUCCCUUCUCUACUUUAGCUUCUUCCCGUUUUGUUGGAGAUUUCUCUGCAAUUCGACUGCGUCGAAAUAACCAAGAUGGAUUUUCCCCUUUUGAAUUUCGUCCUCGAUUUGCCUUCCAAAUGCUUAUCUCUUUGAGGUACCCAUCUUUGAUUUUUAGUUUUGUACUGGUUUAGACAAUUCUGGGCCUUGUGCAAUUUGACAGUAGUAAGCUUACUACUGAUUUGUGUGCGUUAGGGUAGCUGAUUCUUGCCCCCUACCUUUUGAGUUCUCAACUUCGGUUUCUGCUUCGUUGGUUCUGGUAGAAUUUUGAACUAGUAUGUGAUGCACUUGCGAGACAAAUAGGAAGGAGUUCCACUAAUAGCGGAUGAGAAGGAGAGGAGAGUGUGAGGAGGGAGAAAGAAUAAAAGAGGAGGAUAAGGGAAAAAUUUUUAUGGACUGGGAUUUGAAGACACCUUCUUGGGAUUUAGCCGAAUUGGAGCGGGAAUCCAUCCCUAACAUCGCCCCACUUGUUGGGUCUAGUAGCUUUCAAGGACAGAACACUAAAGGGGAUUGCUCAGUAGAUUUGAAACUUGGCAGGCUGGGGGAUUUCGGGGAUGGGUCACUGGACAAGUUGAAGGAUCCAAGGAUUUCCACUGUGCUGGCACCUCCAUCGGGUUCCACCAAGAGGUCUCGAGCGCCUAGUAAUGGAACUCAGACGGUUUCGUGCUUGGUUGAUGGGUGCAAGUCGGACCUUACUAACUGCAGGGACUAUCACAGGCGCCAUAAAGUCUGCGAGCUUCACUCUAAGACACCAAAGGUGAUGGUAGGUGGUCAGGAGCAACGGUUCUGCCAGCAGUGCAGCAGGUUCCAUUUGUUGGUUGAAUUUGAUGAAGUUAAGAGAAGCUGUAGGAAACGUCUGGAUGGACACAACCGGCGCCGGAGGAAGCCUCACCCAGAAUCGUUGUCCAUGAAUUCUGGAAGCUUGUUUACUAAUCACCAAGGUAGUAGAUUUUUGCCCUUCACUACUACGCAAAUGUUUCCCACUGCUGUUGUCAGUCCCCCUUGGUCCGGAGUGGUGAAAACUGAGGAAGAUACUACACCUUAUAACCGCCACCAGCAGUUGCACUUUAUUGACAGACAAAAUACGUUUACUGGAUCUUUCUCACACAGCUAUAGAGGCAAGCAAUUUCCUUUCUUGCAAAGCAACGAUGUCACACUCAUCAAUCGAAUGCCUCCUGAAUCUUCUGUCUGCCAGCCGCUUCUCAAUUCCAUUGCCUCAUCCGAAAGUGAGGGCAGCCGGAAAAUGUUCUCCGAUGGGUUAACCCGAGUUCUUGACUCGGAUUGUGCUCUCUCUCUUCUGUCAUCGCCACCAAUGCAGACUUCAGGGAUCAGUCUGAAUCAUGUGGUGCAGCCAGACCCCAUACCUAUAGCUCAGCCCCUAGUCCCAGUUCUGCAGUACAGUGGUGUAGGUCGGUAUCCAUGCUCACAAGGAGUGGAAGAUGAGCAGGCCUCAGUUUUGGUUCCUGAUGCCAGUGACGUUGAUGCCCUUCAUUGUCACGGGGUCAUUCACUUGGGGUCUGAAUCUGAUGGGUCAACCCAAAAUGGGGGACCACAAACGCUUCCUUUCUCGUGGGAUUAAUUGUGAUAAUUCCUGCUCUUCAUGAAUCAUGGUUCAUGGGAUGGUUUGAACUUUGAAUUGAAGGCCGCUUAUAAUUAUCUAAAGAGAUUCUUUUUACCCUUUUUCUUUUCUCCACUGGGAUCUGCAUGUGUCUAAGAUGUUUGUACCAUAACACAUACACAACUCAAAUGAUGUUGCUUCAGUUAAGAUAUUAGUUUGUACGGAGGGCUGUUUUACUUUUACCUCAAAUUGAGCUGUUUUUGACCUCAGAAUAGAUGGCUGUGUAUUGUGUUGGAAA
Messenger RNA from Nelumbo nucifera (sacred lotus), 2264 nucleotides. RefSeq names its product squamosa promoter-binding-like protein 16. Lineage: Eukaryota; Viridiplantae; Streptophyta; Magnoliopsida; Proteales; Nelumbonaceae. Gene Ontology annotation, cellular component: nucleus. Gene Ontology annotation, molecular function: DNA binding. The record is from RefSeq and is a predicted model, not a curated record.